Molecule: messenger RNA, 9775 nt
Organism: Pogona vitticeps (central bearded dragon)
Lineage: Eukaryota; Metazoa; Chordata; Lepidosauria; Squamata; Agamidae
Gene: HIVEP2
Product: HIVEP zinc finger 2
Biological process (GO): regulation of transcription by RNA polymerase II
Cellular component (GO): nucleus
Molecular function (GO): DNA-binding transcription factor activity, RNA polymerase II-specific; RNA polymerase II cis-regulatory region sequence-specific DNA binding
Source: RefSeq, a predicted model, not a curated record
GGAGGGAGGGGAAGAAGGAAGACCCGAGCAAGAGGAAUUACCGAUUUGGCCAGAACCUAACGCAUCGGGCUGCUUGUUGGAAUAUCUCCGUGUCUCGCCAUAUAAAGCCCUGGUGCAAGCCGUCUCCCUACAGCCCUUGGCUUCAUCAGAGAGCAACGAGCCAUCAGCCCCCCCGGCGAGUCGUCAACAACAACAACAACAACAACAAUAACAACAACAAGGGCGCCCGCGAGACGAGGUGACUGCCAGGUGCGGAAGAUUCUAAAGAGCCAUUUUAACUGGAUUGAUGAACCAAACAAUCUUGCUGAGGACCACAGGAAGCUUCAAGAUAACCAUGUGUAGUAGAUGGCAGCAAGAUGCAGGCAGCUGCAUCUUUUUGGGACGAAUGUCUAGAACUCUGCUUUAGUGGCUGAGCAAUUAUAUCCCUGAGAAUCAUUCUUCGUCUGAACCCUUAAUAACCAUGGAUAACAUUCAAAUACCUAAGCGAGUUUUGACAGAUGUAUAAUAAACUGUUCAGAGACAUUUCCUGCCAUGAACAGAAUGGUGUGACAAUUACUUCUUAGCAUAAAGCUGCAAAAGAUCUAAUGCCUAUAAGACUACUGUGUGGAGAGUUCCACAGGGAAAGAAAAGUCUGUGAAUGUGGAACAGCUCUGGGGAAAUGGGAGCAACCAAACCUUAAAAAGAAAAAAAAAGCACAGCACUGGAUACACUUCAUGUGCCUGUACAGCUCUCAAGUGGACUAACACUUAGAAGACCUUGUGUGACAAAAUGGACUCUGGAGAUACAGCUGUAGGGCAAAACACUACCUCAAGGCCUGGUGAAACAGCUAAAAUACCAAGUAGAUGGAGGCAAGAACAUUCAGCUAAUGUUAAAAUGAAUGCGAUGGGCAGCCUGGAAGGACAGGCACAAAUCGAUCCUGAACACAUAGAAAGUCCUGCGCCGGCACAACUUUUUAGUUCUGGGAAGUUAGCAUCACCAAGUGAUUCUACCCAACACACCACAGACAAGCAAUACCCACAGCACCUUCCAAGUCCCUACUCGUGUCAACCUUCACUUUCUUUCCCUCCACAUUCUUUACCACAAGGAUACCUGCACAGCCUGAAGCCACACCAGAGCCUAGAAGGCCAUAAAUGGCAGUUCCCUGGCCAUCUGCAACCAGUUGCCUCUGAGGACUUAUUUCCAUUUCAUGUACAUGGCCACAGUGGCAGUUUCUCCAGAAAGAAAAUUUCGAGCCUGAACCCUGCUUAUAGCCAGUAUUCUCAGAAGUCUCUAGAGCAACAGCCAGAAGAUAGUCAUAAAAAAGAACAUAAACCCAAAAAGCCUGGGAAAUACAUUUGCCCUUACUGUAGCAGGGCUUGUGCCAAACCUAGUGUACUUAAGAAACAUAUUAGAUCCCACACUGGGGAACGUCCAUACCCUUGUGUUCCUUGUGGAUUCUCGUUUAAGACAAAGAGCAAUUUGUACAAGCACAGGAAAUCACAUGCCCAUGCAAUUAAAGCAGGAUUAGUACCUUUCACAGAGUCAGCUGUCUCUAAAUUGGACCUGGACGCCAGUUUCAUUGAUGUGGAAGCUGACAUACAUUCAGAUGGGGAGCAGAGUACAGAUACUGACGAGGAGACUUCAUUACUGGUUGAAAGUUCUGAUAAACUGAGCCCAGUUCCGCAGAUUCCAUUGGACAUUACUAGCAGAAGUGGCUUGCACUCGUCCAUAGAGGAAUCCUUGGGAGGCCCAAUGAAAGUCCCUAUUUUGAUUAUCCCUAGAAGUGGCAUGCAGUUAUGUGAAAGCACCCAGCACAUUGGGCCUGACAAUCUGCAAAACCCCUUAAGUACCAAGUGUGAUGACUCACACACAGUUAAGCAACGACUUGCACUAAGACUGUCUGAGAAGAAAGGGCAAGAUUCUGAGCAGUCAUUAAAUCUCUUGAGCCCGCAUAGCAAAGGAAGCACUGAUUCCGGUUAUUUUUCACGGUCAGAAAGUGCAGAGCAACAAAUAAGUCCACCAAAUACCAAUGCAAAGUCUUAUGAAGAAAUCAUCUUUGGCAAGUUCUAUAGGAUUAAUCAAAGGACUGCACAACCACUAGCGACAGCCAAUCAAGAUCUUAGCUCCAUGAGCAGAAAAGGCAAGGUAGAACCACAACCCCUUGUAAGCCCUAGGUUAGACAUCAAGAUGCUAGAAGAGCGAAUGUCUCCCAACAAAGAAGCACUAAUUGAUCCUAGUAAAAUGAGCACUAUAAAAAGUAGCCAAGUCUUUAUUGAUAGCAGUACAGAAUCCAGACAGUCUCAGAUGGUCACAUCAACCAUCAAAGAUGAACUGAGUCUUUAUUCAGGAGGCCUCCCAAGCAAUACUUCUCUCCUUCUGGAACCUCCAGCAGAUACAAACCCACUUAUUCGGAGCAACUCCAUGCCAACAUCAUCUGCAACCAAUUUGAAUGUCCCAUCAGCUCUAAGAGGAAGCCAUUCAUUUGACGAAAGGAUGACUGGUUCUGAUGAUGUGUUUUAUCCUGAGGCAAUAGGAACACCCCACCAGCGAAUGUUAAUAAGACAAGCAGCUUUUGAGUUGCCAUCAUUACAAGAAGGACACUCGGAUUCAGAGUACCAUGGGAGAAUGGGAAAGAACAUGAUGGUUGCUUUCAGCAGAUCAAGUGCAGGAGAAAAAGGGCCAAGCAUGAGGGAGAAGAAGUUUUAUGAAGGAGAUCCCACUGGAAAGCAUUACAGAAAAUGGGAAGAUUAUGGGGCCCUGAAACAAAACUAUAGAGAAACAUCAGGUCUGAGUGGAUCAAAGCAAGGAGGAGAAUGUUUUACUGAAUCACCCACACAGUUGCAGGCAGUUUCUUCUACCUAUGGCAUUAUAUUUGAAAACAGGAAGCGGAGAAUCCAGAAGAGUGUGGGUGACGAGGAAGACACUCCGUCACUAUACAGUGGUUCUACUGGUAGCCCUAUGACACCUGAUUUUGAUCCUAAAUCCCAAGUGCAGGAAGGACCAAGAAGUGGAUAUAUUCUUCAAAGCCAUGACAGUUCUGUUCAUUCUCACCCAGACCACUUUGAAAUCUGUAGACCCCAUCUGCAGUCAGGCAGCCCAGUCACAAGUAUCGAAGAAUUUUCCUUAACUGCUGACCAAGAAAAGACUGCGGAAUCUCUGAGUAGAAAAGGGAAUGUAAUUUCUGUCAUUCAGCACACAAACUCAUUGAGCCGGCCAAACUCGUUUGAAAGAUCUGAGUCUACAGAGCUUGCCGCUUGCCAACAGGAUAAACUUUAUUUAUCGUCGGAAGCCUGUGACAAUGAGCUUGCAGAGUCUCCAAUGAGCCCAGAUAGGGUCCAGCAGACCGAAAAUGCUGACAGUGUUAGCAAGCUGCCUUCUUCCCAGCCAUAUCAUAUGCAGCCCAGGCUUGUUCGCCAGCAUAAUAUACAGGUACCUGAGAUUCGUGUCACCGAAGAGCCUGACAAACCUGAGAGGGAGAAGGAAAUCCCCACGAAAGAGCCCGAGAAGGCAGCGGAAGAAUUUCAGUGGCCACAGAGGAGUGAAACCCUUUCUCAACUCCCAGCUGAAAAGCUCCCACCCAAGAAAAAGCGCUUGCGGCUUGCAGACUUGGAGCAUUCCUCUGGCGAGUCUAGCUUUGAGUCCACGGGGACGAGCCUUUCCCGGAGUCCCAGCCAAGAGAGUAAUUUGUCCCACAGUUCAAGUUUUUCAAUGUCCUUUGAAAGGGAAGAGAGUAUCAAGUUCAUUACAUCAACCAAACAGGACGAGUUUGGUAAACAGUCUGAGUUUUUAACCGUCCCAGCUGGUGCUUACUCACUUUCCGUCCCAGGGCAUCACCAACAGAAAGAGAUGAGACGUUGUUCAUCGGAACAGAUGCCAUGCCCUCACCCUGCAGAAAUCCCAGAGAUACGAAGUAAAUCCUUUGAUUAUGGGAAUCUGUCACAUGCCUCUGCUGCAGGAGCACCUCCUGUCGUUUUAUCUCCCGCAAGAGAAAGGAAGAAAUGCUUUUUGGUGCGCCAGGCUUCCUUCAGUGGUUCCCCAGAGAUCUCCCAGACUGACUCAAGCAUAGAACAAAAUAUAAAACAAGAGCAAAUGGAACAUGGGCAUGGCAGUCUCCGGUCUUCUCUAGUCACAUGGCCCCACUCCCCCUCUUGUGUACAGUCAGAUGACUCUGGAAAACAAGCUACAGGUUCUUGUCCACCCCAUAGCACCAGCUUAUCCCCACUUCCCCAUCCCUCCAUUCCGCAAGCACCUUAUAUACCGAGCAAAUAUUCAGCAGAACAGCAGCAUCUGUUUGCUUUACAAGAAAAGGUUCCCUUUCUCCCCAUGCACAACACUCUGUUGCAGUUUCCAUACCCAGCUGUCUGCAUGGUCCAUUUGCCAUCUCAGCCUUUGUGGCCUUCAGAACUUUCACAGACCCACUUUCAGCAUCACUUUGUACAGCAGCUUCAAAAAUCUUACUCAAAGCAACCUUUCCCAACAGAGAGUCACCCAGGCUACCAUCUGGAAUAUGCUCAGGAGCAUAUUCGAAAGAAAACUGCUGAUUAUGUACAUACGAAAGAGCAAACUUACCAGCGUUACUCAGGAACAUCUGGGGAAUAUUCUACAAAUGCACUUGCAACAUACCAGCCAGAUUGUAGCAUUAAAUCAACAGAUACCUCUUCUGAGCAGCAGCUACAGGUAGAUUUUGAAACCCAGAAUAUUGGGUCUGCUCGAUCAUUACCAGGCACAGUUGUUCCUGUUCGGAUCCAGACUCAUGUGCCAUCCUAUGGUAGUGUUAUGUACACAAGCAUUUCCCAGAUCCUUGCUCAGAGCAGCAGCCCAGCUAUUGUCAUUUGCAAAGUAGAUGAGACUCUUUCCCAAAGGACAUUAGCAACAAGUGCAACCAUGCAUGGAAUAGGAUUUAAUAUAGCGCAGAUGUUAGGCCAACAUGGAAGGUUGGAAAAAUAUCCUUUGUGGAAGGUACCACAGACCCUGUCACUUAACUUGGACUCCUCCAUCCCGUUGUGCUUGACCUCUGGUUCAGACACUGCUUCAACCCUAGGUGGAAACAAGCGAAUGCUUUCACCAGCCAGCAGCUUGGAACUCUUUAUGGAGACUAAACAGCAAAAGAGAGUCAAGGAUGAAAAAAUGUAUGGACAGAUUGUCGAGGAGCUAAGUGCUGUAGAACUCACCAGCUCAAACAUAAAGAAAAGUUUUCCCAGGCCACAAAAACCUCAAUUGGUUAGGCAAAGCUGUACUACUGAGCCAAAGGAAAAUGUGCCGUCCACCUUGCCUUCUUCCCCAUUAUCGUCCUCUUCAUCUCAAGAUUUGCCAUCUACUGCCGCUGAAUCUUCCCCACUGAACAGGGAAAAGCUUCCCAGUUUUGACUCUGCUUCACCAGGGCAAAAGUCUAGUGGCACUUCUGAAGGUAGAGAGUCACCUGAAGAACUGGAUGUUGAUGAAACAGCCUCAGAUAUGAGUUUAAGCCCACAGAGACCUUUGUUGCCUUUAGGGGAAAAUCAGACAGAAGACCAGUCAAGACAAGAGAGAAUGCCCUUUGGUAUGUUGGUUCAGAUGGCAUCCCAACCAAGUGGGAAAGCAGUGACCUCGACAAUUCUCUUGACAGAUCUUGCUGAUAUCCAGCAAAUGCUACAGUACCCUAGUUUGCGCACCACCACAACUGUGAGUUGGUGUUUCUUAAACUACACAAAACCCAGUUUUGUUCAACAAGCAACCCUGAAAUCUUCUGUUUAUGCUUCAUGGUGCAUUAGUUCAUGUAACCCCAACCCAUCAGGACUGAGUACAAAGAUUACCCUUGCACUCCUGCGAUCCAAGCAGAGGAACAGUACAGAAAUUUAUACAUUGUCUCCAAUGCAUAGGCCUGGAACGGGGAAAUUGACCUCAUCGAGUGCUUGGAAACAGUUUGCUCAGAUGAAACAAGAGCCAUUCUUUGUAUUUGGCGGCAAGUUUGAAAAGAAAGCAGUAGGGAAUGUUAUCAAAGAAAGAAUUAAAGGAGACAGCCAUGGAGAUAAAGAUAUAGCAGCCAAACAAACUGAGCCAAUGAGAAUUAAAAUUUUUGAAGGAGGGUAUAAAUCCAAUGAGGAUUAUGUUUAUGUCAGAGGACGUGGACGUGGAAAGUAUAUUUGUGAAGAAUGUGGGAUUCGUUGCAAGAAGCCAAGUAUGCUAAAAAAACAUAUCCGCACUCAUACUGACGUCCGGCCUUAUAUAUGCAAGUUGUGUAAUUUUGCCUUCAAAACAAAAGGAAAUCUUACAAAACAUAUGAAAUCUAAGGCUCACAUGAAAAAAUGCCUGGAGCUGGGGGUAUCAAUGACAUCUGUGGAUGAUGCUGAAACAGAAGAAGCAGAAAAUAUGGAAGACACGCACCCUGAAGUUGAGAAGAGCAACAUGUCUGGCACAUCGGCUGAACACCAGUUCUCUGAUGCUGAGGAAUCUGAUGGGGAAGAUGGGGAAGACAAUGAUGAUGAUGAUGAUGAAGAUGAUGAUUUUGAUGAUACUCUUGGAGACUCUACUCCCAAAACAAGGUCAAGAAGCACGAGUCCCCAGCCCCCUCGAUUCUCCUCAUUAUCUGUGAAUGCUGCUUCUGCGUCUUAUGGAGGUUCUCCUGACAGUUCAGUAGGACAUUCCUCCUUGAUCAGUUAUUUGGUCACUUUACCUAGCAUUCAGGUAACUCAGCUCCUAACACCCAGUGACUCUUGUGAUGAUUCGCAGAUGACAGAAUAUCAGAGUUUUUUUCAAAACAAAAGUACAGAUUCAGAACCUGACAAAGAUAGGCUUGACAUACCCAGUUGCAUGGAGGAAGACUACAUGGUUUCUUUCGAGUCAAAUUCAUCUCCUAGAGAUUUUUCAUCUUCAAGCCGACAGUCCUCACCUGGUUACGAUUCUUCACCCUAUAGAGAUAAUUCACCAAAGAGGUAUUUGAUGCCCAAAGGAGAUCUGUCACCUAGAAGGCACUUAUCACCAAGAAGAGAGAUUUCCCCCAUCAGACAUCUUUCACCAAGGAAGGAAGCUGUACUGAGGAGAGAGUUAUCACCACGGAGAGAUGUGUCACCAAGGCGCCAGUUGUCACCGAGGAGACCAAUGUCACCAGGAAAAGACACGUCUUGCAGAAGGGACCUGUCUCCACGAAGAGAAAGAAGGUACAUGGCCUCAGUUAGAGCAGUGUCACCCCGAAGAGGCUUGUACCAUAACCCAUCAUUGCCCAUGGGCCAGUAUUUACAGUCUGAGUCAGUUCCACUGGGACAAUCGAGUUCAAGACCAGGCCUGUUCCAGGGGUCCUAUUUCAGUAUGCCUGGAGAAAAAGGAAUUCUGGAGCAUCAUGGACCUAGCCUGUAUCCUGAAGGUCCUACUGACUAUGUCUUUAGUCACCUUCCCUUACACUCCCAGCAACAGCUCCGUGCACCCAUCCCCAUGAUGCCCAUUGGGGGCAUCCAGAUGGUCCAUUCAAUCCCGGCAGCCCUGUCUGGUCUACAUCCUCCGUCCAUUUUGUCCCUCUCGAAAGAGGGCUCUGGCGAGAAGAAAAGAGCAGCUUCUGAAGCCAUGACUAAUGAGCCAUGUGUCAUUGCAAAGUCCCACGAGAAACGCACCUGCCCUCCCACUUUGCACACCAAGUGUGCACUGCCUGCUCAGUUGCGAUCCAUGAGGAAGAGCCCUUCGGAAGAAGGCGGGGUCGAGAGGGAGCAGGAGGAGAACAUCCAGACUUGUACAAAAGCCAUAGCCUCUCUCCGCAUUGCCCCCGAGGAGGUUCUACACAGGACAGAGCUGCCACAGAGGGAUCCUGAGCCUCCACAGACGCCCUCGGAAAGUGCACCUUUGAGCAUGAAACACUUUAGUGGCUCUGAGCCAGGCCUGGCCUGUGCCUCAGCCACCAGCCCUGACUUGCACAGUGGCGAACAGGACCUUUUGGGUACAUCACAGACGGCGUUAUCUCAUUCCACCUUUUAUAGCAAAAGCAGUGUGGAUGUCAGACAGUUAGGUUAUCCUCGUAGGAAAGAUUCCCCAUCAAGCACACAGGAAAGGAAAGACCCACCCUCCGAAAAAAGCAAACUGCAGUGAUUUACAAUGUGUGAAGACUUUAAUACAUGUGUUUACUCCUGCCCCCUUUAUCGCCCUUAGUGAUAGAAGGAAGUCUUCAACUUCAUAGCAUGCUGGUUCUAAGUUACAGUAGUUUGCUAUUAUGUAUACUUUUGUUACAUCAAAAGAAUUGAGUAAAACUACGAGUCAUCAUGAGCCUGACCAAAUGAAAUUUCAAAAUUCUUAUUGGGUCUGGUACUUUUAACCUGUACAGGUGUUUGUGCCUUUUCUUUACUUUUGCUUAUAUUCUUAUAAGCAUUUUUUAGCAGUACUUUGUACAUAUUUUAGAAUUUGUGUAUCUGCUUUGUAAUAAAUGUAAUUUCUUUCCUUUUGGGGACACUUUGACCUAAAUGAUGUAAAGCAAAAAACAAAAAAAGCAUCAAUAUAUAUGUGAGGUUGCACUAAAAUAUUUUUAUAUGAUUAAAACUGAACAGCUUUUAUGUACAGCUCUGAUUCUGUAAUACUAAUAUUUAUUUACUUUGUUUCAUAAAUUGUACAUUUUUUCUUAAUGUUGCGGAUUGCUUUUCUAUGUGAAGCAUGGGAUUUACUGUUGCAUUAUUAGAACAAAAAUGUAUAUUGUAAACAAGAUAUUUAAACUAGAGCAUCUUAUCUUAUCCUGCACUUAUGCAUUAGUUAAAAGAAAUAAGAUAAAAGGAUGUAUCAGUCCAUUCUUAACUCUUGUAUUUUUUUUGUCUCUUGUUUGCUGGAUCGACUAUAACUUAAAGUGCUGGUUGUGAUUUUAAAAAGAUAGUACCGUAAAGCAUUAAAGUAAAACCAUGUGCUAUUGUGAGUUUUUUCAAAGCUUUAUAAAAACCGUUAUAAAUAUAUUAAAAAUUUGGUCUUAUGUGAACAUGUUGAUCUAUAUGCUCCUUUAAAGAAUAUGGGAAAACAUUCCACCCCAUGUAAAUAUAUGCGAAUUCAAAAACUGGUGCAAUUUCAUAUGGAUGUUUGAACGUUUAGAGGCUUCAUCCUGUUCCAAGUGAAGUCAAGGGACAUUGUGAACUUGACUUAAAUGGAAGCAGGAUCAGGCAAUAGGUCACCACAUAUCAUUAUCAAAAUGUCUUUCUUUUCUUUUUCGUUUUUCUCUUUUUUUAAUGGAUGGAACUCUGGCUCCCUUAGCCUUGACUAUAGAGGAAUCAAGUUUUCAUCUGAGGAGAGGAAGUACAUAUGGCUAGAUAGAUCUUGGUUAUCGGCUGGCCCGGUACCUUGACAGUCAGUGCUGGGCACUGCAUACUAGAAUCAAAGGGUCUCCAAUAGCAAGGAGCUUAGUCAUAUUGCCAAGUUAUUUCACUUGCAGAGGCUUUAUGGUAGAUGACAGGAAGGGUGUAGAAGAUGCAUAUAUGCUCACAAACAUCUCUUGACACCAAAACAACAGAGAGGCGUUUAGCGCAAGCAAACAUGGUUGCUGGAAGGAAAAUGGUUGUAUCUGCAUGUCUUUCAAAGAGGAAAGGUCAGUGGGCAAAGUAAAGAUAUCCUUCAACAUUUAGGGCAUUUAUAGUAUUUUAUUGUCUUGGGAGAAGACUGGGAGGAACCAUUGCUUAUAUAUUGGAAGGUAUGAUUGGAUGCCCUCCAAAUAUACACAUCUACACCUGGGUCAACAAAGAUCUGAGUUAUAUUCUGUGCUAUUUAGUGGAUUAUAAUUCUGUGAAAACACGUUUGUAUAUUGAAUUGCAAUACAUUUAAGGAGUGUUCUUUAAAAAAGAAAUAAAUAUACAGUUACAUUAUA